AUCAUCAUCUGAGGGGAGAGAGUGAAGUGGGGGGAUUUUCAAUUUCGUUGUGUUGUGUUGUAGGCGAGAGUAGAGAACGUCGAAACCCGAAAAGCAAAAAAGGGAAAUGGGUAAGGAUCUGAGCGAUGAUCAAGUUUCUUCGAUGAAGGAAGCUUUCACUCUGUUCGACACCGACGGUGACGGUCGGAUCGCUCCUUCGGAGCUUGGGAUCCUAAUGAGGUCUCUCGGAGGCAACCCGACCCAAGCCCAACUGAAAGCCAUCGUGGCCGAAGAGAACCUCACCGCACCCUUCGAUUUCCCACGAUUUCUGGAUCUCAUGGCGAAGCACAUGAAGCCCGAACCCUUCGAUCGCCAGCUUCGCGACGCCUUCAAGGUUCUCGACAAGGACUCCACCGGCUUCGUCUCAGUGUCGGAACUUCGCCACAUCCUAACCAGCAUCGGCGAGAAACUCGAGCCUGCCGAGUUUGAUGAGUGGAUCAGGGAAGUCGAUGUUGGCUCAGAUGGCAAGAUCCGUUACGAGGAUUUCAUCGCCAGAAUGGUCGCUAAGUAAAGACGAGAUCCUGCAACAAUUGGAAUCGCUUUAAAAUGAUUUCUUUUUGUCUAGUGUUUUGAUAUUACUUCUGUUUAAUAUGUGAUGUUUGCUUUUCUUCCAUUCCGUUUCCUUUCAGUGGAACAAUCAAUUAACCAAGUUAUGCUUAUUUUCCAACAUUUUUAACCGUGGUUAUUCAAUUUGCCCUAUUUGUUUGAUGAGAUCUGAUUCUGAGGGAGUUCAUAUCUGCUGUAAUUGUUUCUAAGCUAAAAUAGACCAAGUCGUG
Messenger RNA from Gastrolobium bilobum, 815 nucleotides. RefSeq names its product probable calcium-binding protein CML13. Gene Ontology annotation, cellular component: myosin II complex. The transcript has a single exon. NCBI's taxonomy places the organism in Eukaryota, Viridiplantae, Streptophyta, Magnoliopsida, Fabales, Fabaceae. Gene Ontology annotation, molecular function: calcium ion binding. The record is from RefSeq and is a predicted model, not a curated record. The coding region runs from base 107 to 550 and encodes 147 amino acids.